ACCCCAAAACGGCGGCUCGUCGUCGGAGUUUCAUUGAGAUUGUUUGUAUAAAUGAAACUUUAUCCACCUGAAAUCUGAAUCAUCUUAAAGAACACGCCGUUUUGAGCUGGGCUAAGUGCUCUGUUUGCAGCCCCUGAAGAACCUUGUGGGGAAACCACAGAAAAGGAGCCAUGUUUCUGUACAACAUCACCCUGCAGCGCGCUACGGGCAUCACUCAUGCCAUCCAUGGAAACUUCUCAGGAACCAAGAUGCAGGAGAUUGUUGUUUCCAGGGGAAAGAUCUUGGAGUUAUUGCGGCCAGAUGCCAACACAGGAAAGGUGCACACUCUGCUCACAGUGGAGGUUUUUGGCAUCGUGAGGUCGCUGAUGGCCUUUAGACUCACCGGAGGAACCAAAGACUACAUUGUUGUUGGCAGUGACAGCGGUCGUAUCGUCAUCCUGGAAUAUCAUCCAUCUAAAAACAUGUUUGAGAAAAUCCACCAGGAAACGUUUGGGAAGAGCGGCUGCAGGCGCAUCGUCCCCGGACAGUUCCUGGCUGUCGACCCAAAAGGCAGAGCUGUCAUGAUCGGAGCGAUAGAGAAACAGAAGCUGGUUUAUAUUCUAAACAGAGAUGCAGCUGCGAGACUGACCAUCUCCUCUCCACUGGAGGCCCACAAAGCAAACACACUGGUCUACCACGUAGUCGGAGUCGACGUGGGCUUUGAAAACCCCAUGUUUGCCUGCCUGGAGAUGGACUAUGAGGAAGCUGACAACGACCCGACAGGAGAAGCUGCCGCCAACACGCAGCAGACGCUCACCUUUUAUGAGCUGGACCUCGGCUUGAAUCACGUGGUCCGCAAAUACAGCGAGGCUUUGGAAGAGCACGGGAAUUUCCUCAUCACUGUUCCCGGUGGUUCAGACGGGCCCAGCGGAGUUCUGAUCUGCUCCGAAAAUUACAUCACAUACAAGAAUUUUGGAGACCAGCCUGACAUUCGCUGUCCCAUCCCACGACGCAGGAAUGACCUGGAUGACCCGGAGCGCGGCAUGAUCUUUGUCUGCUCAGCCACCCACAAGACCAAGUCAAUGUUCUUCUUCCUGGCCCAGACGGAGCAGGGAGACAUCUUUAAGGUUACCCUGGAAACAGAUGAAGAAAUGGUCACAGAAAUCAGGCUAAAAUACUUUGACACAAUCCCUGUGGCAACUGCUAUGUGUGUCCUGAAGACUGGCUUCUUGUUUGUGUCCUCAGAGUUUGGAAACCAUUACCUUUACCAGAUCGCUCACUUGGGUGACGACGAUGAGGAGCCUGAGUUUUCCUCUGCGAUGCCGCUGGAAGAGGGAGACACCUUCUUCUUCCAGCCCCGCCCCCUCAAGAACCUGGUGCUGGUGGACGAACAGGAGAACUUAUCACCCAUCAUGUCCUGUCAGAUUGCUGAUUUGGCCAAUGAAGAUACACCACAGUUGUACGUUGCCUGUGGACGAGGACCGCGGUCCACCCUGAGGGUCCUUAGACACGGACUGGAGGUAUCCGAGAUGGCUGUGUCCGAGCUGCCCGGUAACCCCAACGCUGUGUGGACAGUACGCAGACAUGUAGAAGAUGAGUUUGACGCCUACAUCAUUGUGUCUUUCGUGAACGCUACUCUGGUUCUGUCCAUCGGGGAGACCGUAGAGGAAGUGACAGAUUCUGGAUUUCUGGGCACAACGCCUACUCUGUCCUGCUCGCUGCUCGGUGAAGACGCGCUGGUGCAGGUGUACCCAGACGGUAUUCGCCACAUCCGAGCAGACAAGCGUGUAAAUGAGUGGAAGACUCCGGGUAAAAAAACCAUUGUCCGCUGCGCUGUGAACCAGCGACAGGUUGUUAUCGCACUCACUGGAGGGGAGCUGGUCUACUUUGAGAUGGACCCGUCCGGCCAGCUGAACGAGUACACCGAGCGGAAGGAGAUGUCUGCAGACGUGGUGUGUAUGAGUCUGGCCAACGUUCCACCUGGAGAGCAGCGCUCGAGGUUCCUGGCUGUGGGACUGGUUGACAACACUGUCCGAAUCAUCUCCCUGGACCCUUCGGACUGCCUGCAGCCGCUCAGUAUGCAGGCCCUGCCAGCCCAGCCAGAGAGCCUGUGUAUCGUUGAGAUGGGAGGCGUCGAGAAACAGGAUGAACUUGGAGAAAAGGGAACCAUCGGCUUCCUUUACCUCAACAUCGGACUUCAGAACGGUGUGCUGCUGAGGACUGUGCUGGACCCGGUGACUGGUGACCUGUCAGAUACCAGAACACGCUACCUGGGAUCCCGACCUGUCAAACUCUUCCGAGUCAGGAUGCAGGGACAGGAAGCUGUGCUGGCGAUGUCCAGUCGCUCCUGGCUCAGCUACUCGUACCAGUCUCGCUUCCACCUGACCCCUCUGUCAUAUGAGACUCUGGAGUACGCCUCCGGCUUUGCCUCCGAGCAGUGCCCCGAAGGCAUAGUGGCCAUUUCCACCAACACACUGAGAAUCUUGGCUUUGGAGAAAUUAGGAGCCGUCUUUAACCAGGUGGCCUUCCCUCUGCAGUACACCCCCAGGAAAUUUGUCAUCCACCCGGAGACCAACAACCUGAUUUUGAUUGAGACUGACCACAAUGCCUACACCGAGGCAACCAAAGCUCAGAGAAAGCAACAAAUGGCGGAGGAGAUGGUGGAGGCUGCCGGGGAGGAUGAAAGAGAGCUGGCCGCUGAGAUGGCCGCUGCCUUCCUCAACGAGAAUCUCCCAGAGGCUAUUUUUGGUGCGCCUAAAGCCGGAGCAGGACAGUGGGCCUCGCUGGUGCGUCUUGUCAACCCCAUCCAGGGUCAAACACUGGACCAGGUGCAGCUGGAACAGAACGAAGCUGCGUUCAGCGUUGCAGUGUGUCGUUUCCCCAACACGGGAGAUGAUUGGUAUGUUCUGGUGGGCGUUGCCAGAGACAUGAUUCUCAACCCCAGAUCAGUGGGCGGCGGCUUUAUCUACACCUAUCGGCUCAUCAGCGGAGGGGAGAAGCUGGAGUUUGUGCACAAGACCCCGGUCGAGGACGUGCCUUUGGCCAUCGCUCCGUUCCAAGGACGAGUCCUGGUGGGAGUCGGGAAACUGCUGAGAAUCUACGACCUGGGCAAAAAGAAGCUUCUUCGCAAGUGUGAAAACAAGCACGUCCCCAACCUGGUGACUGGCAUCCAUACCAUCGGUCAGCGUGUGAUCGUGUCUGACGUUCAGGAGAGUCUGUUCUGGGUGCGCUACCGACGCAAUGAGAACCAGCUCAUCAUCUUUGCCGAUGACACGUAUCCCCGCUGGGUGACCACGGCUUGCUUGCUCGACUACGACACCAUGGCCUCUGCUGACAAGUUUGGGAACAUCAGCAUUGUGCGUCUUCCCCCCAACACCAGCGAUGAUGUGGAUGAAGACCCCACAGGAAACAAAGCUUUAUGGGACAGAGGCCUCCUUAAUGGAGCAUCACAGAAGGCCGAGGUGAUAGUGAACUACCACGUAGGAGAGACGGUGCUGUCCCUCCAGAAAACCACUCUGAUCCCCGGAGGGUCUGAGUCCAUGGUCUACACCACUCUGUCCGGAGGCAUCGGCAUUCUGGUCCCAUUCACCUCACACGAGGACCAUGACUUCUUCCAGCAUUUAGAGAUGCAUAUGCGCUCUGAGUUUCCUCCGCUGUGCGGCAGAGAUCAUCUCAGCUUCAGAUCCUACUACUUCCCCGUCAAGAAUGUGAUUGAUGGAGAUCUGUGUGAGCAGUUUAACAGCAUGGACCCUCACAAGCAGAAAAGUGUGGCAGAAGAGCUGGACAGAACGCCGCCGGAGGUCUCUAAGAAACUGGAGGACAUUCGCACUCGUUACGCUUUCUAAUCGUUCACCUACGUGCAGCAGGAGUGUACAGAGACGCUCUCAUUAGGACCAUUAACACACAAAUCCGUCACCGCCACAGUAUGCGUCUGUUGAGGACAGAUUGGCGGACACUGUAGGUUGUGUUGUGUGGUUGACUGGGGACAGACACACACUUCUUUACAUGGAAACACGUCAUAUGCUUAUAAUUCCCGUACAUUGAUACUUGCCGACGCAAAUACCUGCAUUUGAAACUAAAAGGGCGUGAACAUUUACCCACAGAGCUGUGUGAACAGUAUUCCCGUCACACACAACCCCCAACGUACACACAUGCUGACUCAGUUACUGAGAAUUUUGUCAAGUUUUUCACACCUCCCCUGAGCUGCUGUCAGCAGAAAACAAACACAAAGCAGCAACAUCAUUACAGAGAAACAUGGCAGGAAGUCCCGGCCACUUCAGCUCUGUUAAGUUGCGAGACUGCGAUGCCACAAUUACCUGCAGUCACACACACACACACACACACACAGACCCAGCCGUGUGAACAGAAUUCACACACACACACACACACACACAACUGAUGGGCCACAGUCACAAACAGCCGUGUGAACAGCAUUCACAUGCACCUGAUUACGUGACGAGCCACUGACGCACAACAGAACAUACAGAACAUACUGACCCGUCUCACCUGUCGUCAUCCGUCAGCGAGCGACUCCAUUUUAUUUAAAGGCUUUUUAGCUCAUGCCAAGCAGACAGUCUAGUGUCACACAGUGAGUACGUUUACACGCACAAAAUAGUUCAGUUUUUGCCAUUAUUCCGAGAAAAAAACCCAUUAUUCCUACCAAACUGUUUACACGGCCAAUGAAAAUAAACACUCCUGCAGCUGCACGUUCUCCAAAUAACGUGCCCGACAUGCCGUUUAUCACGCCAAAAUAUGGAAGAGUGGAAGUGGAGCUGCUUGUCAUUGUGCUUCUUUGCAUUAAAAUGGCAUUUUUUCGGUUUCCGUGGGAUUUUUUUUUUGUCAUGCAUCUCUACCCCACACAGCCUGGCACACUGUUGGCAAGUUGGUUUGUGAACAACAUGACGAUGCACAGAGCCGACUGUGGAGAUAAGAGGUCGCAAGCGUAGUAAAAAACCCAACUGAUAUUCCGAAUUGGCUGCAUACGUUGCCUAAUUCUGAAUAUUUGUUUAUAUGACCCGUAUCAAAUUCAGAAUAAUGAAACUUUCGGAAUAACGGGGAACUGUUGGUGUGCAUGUAACUGUAGUCAGUGUGUAGAGAUUGAUGUCACUCUGCCUGGACAGAAGACGUUUAGUGUCUGCUAUCGAGCGAGAAUGUGUUUUUCGGUUUGCGUGCCCUCUAUUUUGUGAACUCAGCUAAAUUAAACCAACAUGUUUUUGUACGGUAUGAUUUUUUAAAAAUGUGUUUAGGAUGAUCUGUUAAUGAUGCAUAUACCAUAAUAUGGUAUUAUUAAAUCUAUACCUCCUUGUCCUACCUGUCUGUCUGUUGACCCCAGGCUCAUUAAAGCACAUCGCUUCCUUACAACUGAAAUGAAGCCAAUGUCCGAGCCGGUCUGAGCCUCAGGCCGCGGUUCAACAAGUGCUGCCAUACUGCUGCAUUAAACGACGGCUGAACUCAGACUAAAUAAGUGGGUGGAAGAACACCGAAGGUUUGCACUGGGUGUUGUUCUUCUCAGUCCUGUAAAUUCCCAACCUCAGCCACAGGCACAGACAUAGCAUUCCUCAGUAGUCACUGAAUUUAGGGGUUUGUGGGAUGGGGGCAGUGGUCUGUUUUUGUAAAUAAAGUUGUUGUUUUUUGUGCUUUAUAA
Plectropomus leopardus (leopard coralgrouper) is the source of this 5623-nucleotide messenger RNA. RefSeq names its product splicing factor 3b, subunit 3 (gene sf3b3). NCBI's taxonomy places the organism in Eukaryota, Metazoa, Chordata, Actinopteri, Perciformes, Serranidae. Gene Ontology annotation, molecular function: protein binding; nucleic acid binding. Gene Ontology annotation, cellular component: nucleus. The record is from RefSeq and is a predicted model, not a curated record.